CCAGCAGAUAGCCCAGUUGUAACUGAUUUAGUUGCAGCCAAAGUGGGAGAGGAGGCACACAGACAACCUAAACGUGUCCUUCAUUUUAGUGAUGGCAUUUUGGAGGAAUAUUCUUCUGAUGAAAGUGAAGAUGAAGCUUCUCCUAUCCAAACCAAAGUUGACCCAAGAAUGUUAACUUGGACACCAUGGUGCCUGUACUAUGUAACUAUGGUUGCCCGAAAGUCAUUAUUUGCGGCUGAGCUGUGUGGGGAGAAGCUUGCCUGGUUCUUUGGUAUUACGUCUCCAAAAUAUGGAUAUGCGCUGGAAGAGUAUAAGAGGAUGGAAAAAGAGAUUGAAUCGGAGCGUCUCAGAGACCAGAGACUGUUCGAAGAGUCCCAAGGCUUGUCAUCGAUUGAAAUUCACGUGCGUGAUGGAAAAACACCUGGCAACACAGAUUCUACACACCUGAAGAAUGCCACAGAGAAAUACUGA
Messenger RNA from Candidula unifasciata, 471 nucleotides. Lineage: Eukaryota; Metazoa; Mollusca; Gastropoda; Stylommatophora; Geomitridae. The record is from the annotation of a GenBank genome assembly.